AUGUACUUGGUCAAGUGGACAUCUGUGUUUGCCCUUUGGGCUAGUCUUGCUGCUGCAGUACCAAAGUGCAAUCCUUCCCGGUACAUAACCGUCGACAUAGCCAAUGGGCCCAUUACAGGACAUGUGGCAGACAACUCACCGUGUGUUGUCGAGUAUCUAGGCAUUCCUUAUGCCAAGCCUCCUGUCAAUGAGUUGAGGUUUGCGCCUCCACAGCGUAUUACGUCGUACUCGAAGACCCCCUUUGAGGCGACAAAGUUUGGCUAUGACUGUCCUCUUUCGCCGAGCAAGAAGGUGGAUUAUCCUGAUAUGACACCUCAGGCCCAGCGGAUCAUCUCCUAUUUUGCCAGUGGUGCCGGGACUCCGCAAAGUGAAGACUGCCUCACUCUUAACAUUUGGUCAAAGGCCACGUCCAAUUCUGCCAAAGCAAACAAACCUGUGCUAGUCUUUUUCUAUGGUGGUCGGUUUGCCAUCGGAAAUACCAACAGUCCUUUUUACAGUGGCAAGUACUUUGCUGAUGCUGAGGAUAUUGUUGUCAUUACCGUCAACUACCGUGUUAACAUCUUCGGAUUCCCAGGUGCAGCUGGCGAGGUUCAGAACCUAGGUUUGCGCGAUCAACGUGCUGCCGUUGAGUGGAUUCGCGAUAACAUUUGGAAAUUCGGCGGUAACCCUUCGAAAAUCACUAUCGCCGGUCAAUCAUCCGGAGGUGUGGCUGUUGACUACUGGACCUAUGCCUACAGAAACGACACAAUAGUAAACGGCAUCAUUGCUGCAUCUGGGAAUGCGUUUAGCUUUCCCGUCAACUCUGCUGCCGUCCAGGAGAAGAACUGGGAAUCGGUUGUAUCUGCCGUUGGCUGUGACGCUGACAACGACGUAAUGACUUGCAUGCGGAAGGUCGACUGGAAGGAUAUUAAGACAGCGGCUGCUACUAUCAAACCUGCCUCCAGCUCCAGUGUUCUUCGAUCCAUCCCUCCAUUUUACCCCAAACCUGAUGGAGAAAUCGUUUUCUCGGAUUAUGUCGAUAUCACAAAAGCUGGAAGCUUUGCAAAGGUUCCCAUUCUGUUUGGUCAUAACAACAAUGAAGAUGGCUACUACCGCAUUCCUGCGUAUGGCAAUGGGAUUACACCCACUGACGCCCAAGUUCAAUCAUUCCUCCUCGAAUCCUUCACCUGCCCUGUUUCCUACCAGGCCAAGGCACGAAAAGACCACCAGGUACCUUCAUGGGUAUACCGAUACAUGACAGACUGGAAUAACACAAGACUAUUCCCUUCGAGCGGCGCAUACCAUGGUGUGGAUCUGCAUAUGAUCUUCGGCGCAUCUGGCGAUGUCAGCGGGGUUUCGCCAUCGGCAGACCAAGAAAAGCUUACCAAGAUAAUGCAGCAUGCAUGGUUCUCUUUCAGUGACAACCCUUGGUUUGGUCUCACGCAGCUCGGUUGGCCUGAAUUCGACCCAAAUCGCGAGACGUUAAUUGAACUGGGUAAGGGUUCUAAGCCCCAGGUAGACUUUACACUGCCAUCAGUCUAUGACGCGUCUUGCUCAACAGUUAAGACGGGGGCGCCUUCGACUCCUUCAUAG
This is a messenger RNA of Fusarium sp. VM40, 1572 nucleotides long. Lineage: Eukaryota; Fungi; Ascomycota; Sordariomycetes; Hypocreales; Nectriaceae. The record is from the annotation of a GenBank genome assembly.